Messenger RNA from Lolium rigidum, 825 nucleotides. RefSeq lists its product as uncharacterized. The record is from RefSeq and is a predicted model, not a curated record. NCBI's taxonomy places the organism in Eukaryota, Viridiplantae, Streptophyta, Magnoliopsida, Poales, Poaceae.
AUGGUGUCAGCGAAAGUGGUAUUGUAUUAUUACAGCGUUAUCAUGCUGGAAAAUUUUGCUGUUUGCUGGCUGAUGGUGACUGAAGCGGCGUGGAAUGGAGAUGAGACGUCACUGACGCGCCGGACAUGUAUCUCGCCGUCGGCUACCGUCCACGUCCCCACUACCACCGACACAGCCGGCGCCGAUGCCGGCUCCUCUUCGUCCACAAACCCCAUAGAGACCGCCUCAUCGUCGCCGUACUUCCUACCCGAGCUGAUCCCGUUGGCCGCUAGCCGCCUGACGAGCCUCCAGGAUUUCUUCGCCCUCCGCGCCGGCUGCCGCAUCUACGGGGCUCUGAUCCCGCCGUAGCCAUCCAACCUCGCGUCAGGGCCGCUCCACCUCGUCCCCCACCAGGCCUCUUGCUCGGAAGUCCUCUACCAUGCCCCUCUCCGCCGAAUACUCCGCUUCCGCCUCCCCCGCUGCAAUCCUAUACCUUUGUCCUUCCAAUCCUCUGGCUGCCGCGUCGCCAUCUACGACGGCAACACCAGUGACGACCACAGAGACCUGCGCAUGUACCACCUCCUCACAGGCCGCCUCCCCAGCCACCCGGGUGACUUGCACGGGAUCAUCUUUUGUGGCAACCUGGUCCUCACGUUCACCCUACAACGUCGUGUCCUCUACUACUGCCGCAUUGGAGACGCUCACUGGCGAGCGGCGUGGUCCGACAAAGGCUGCCCUCUUUACAAUUUGAUGUUCGUGAAAAGCACCCUUUAUGCCCUGAUGUGCGAUUACCGCCUUGCUGUCUCGAGCUCUACAGCAGAGUGGCGUGCCGCGGUGAGCUAUUGA